Nylanderia fulva is the source of this 15379-nucleotide messenger RNA. It is a transcript of the gene kug, whose product is annotated as FAT atypical cadherin kugelei. The record is from RefSeq and is a predicted model, not a curated record. Gene Ontology annotation, molecular function: cadherin binding; beta-catenin binding; calcium ion binding. Gene Ontology annotation, biological process: homophilic cell-cell adhesion; multicellular organism development; cell migration. Lineage: Eukaryota; Metazoa; Arthropoda; Insecta; Hymenoptera; Formicidae. Gene Ontology annotation, cellular component: plasma membrane; catenin complex.
CGAGACGGACGUGCGUUACCGCGGUCGCUCGCUUCCACGUGGAGGCAGAGCACCGAGCUGCUGCCGCCGAUGUGUUUUUGUUAAUUACCGCGCGCGUAGCCUUCGCGUAGUCGAGCGGCGACAUUGAAAUUAAUUAAUUUAUAUCGCGUCUCGAGUUUUCUUUCCGAAAUCGCGGUUGGACGUGUAUGAAAGUGGAAUAUUUCCGGUGGAAAAAUCGCGCCGCGCGCGCCUAACUUCAGAGUGCAGUGACACACAGUGAUUGCGCGAGCGUUCAGUGAGACUCGGGGACUCGGGUACGCGAGUGGAAUUGUAUCAGGAAUUUGGAUUACUUGAAACACGAUACAUCGCGUGGCGGAGAGGUCUACUGACUGGUGUCUUGUCGCUGCAUUGUGCCCGGGAGAACGGCGUUACCGGGGAUCGGAGCAGAAACAAGGUGACCGCCGCCGAUACGCGAAACGGGACCGGAAGUCUGGUGUCUCUCGCAGUGGCCUCGUUCUGCCGAACGGGGGGCAAAUCGGGCGGAAGUGUUUGUCGACCAGAACCGACGAUGAGCUAGCGACACCAUCAUGCGUAAGAUAAAGCAGCGCGUGUUGCACGCCUGGCCAUGGUUGUGGCUGUGGUUGUUCGCGGCCACGGCCGGCUCUCCGUCUUCCGUGCCGACGACUUUUUUGCCGUCACGCGGAGGAGUCGGGGACGGCUCGAUCAAGUCAUCGAUUGUCGCGACGACUCCGCCGUUCGAGGAUGACGCGAGUGUCGUUUCGAAGUCCGAGUUUCGUUUCACUCAACCCCUGUACAACGUCUCCAUUCCGGAGAAUUCCAUCGGUAAGACGUAUGUCCUGCCCAGCGAGAGGAUGGGCAUAAAGCUCGCGUCCGCCGACAGCGACGUCGACAUUAAGUUUCGUAUAGUGAGCGGUGAUCGCGACAAGUUCUUUAAAGCGGAGGAGCGCACCGUCGGCGAUUUUUGCUUUCUCCUCAUUCGGACUCGAACUAGUAACGUCGACGUGCUGAACCGCGAGCGCAAGGACCGAUACGUCCUCGAGGUGCGCGCCACCUUGAACGGACACGACGGUAAGAGCGGAACGAUCGCGGACGCGACGGUGGUGGUGACGAUCCUCGACACGAACGAUCUCAAUCCGCUCUUCUAUCCGAUCGAGUACGAGACCACCGUGACGGAGGACACGCCUUUGCAUCGCAGUAUACUCAGGGUAAUCGCCGAGGACGCCGAUCUCGGCAGAAACGGCGAGAUUUAUUAUAGCUUCGCCGAGGAGACCGAUCAGUUUGCCGUUCAUCCGGUCAGUGGCGUAAUAACGCUCACGAGACCACUCAGGUACGCGGAACGCGCCAUACACGAGCUAGUAGUCGUAGCGAAGGAUCGCGGCACUCUAUUUCGCAGCGUCGGCACCAGCCGCGCGAGCACCGCGAGGGUCACGAUCAGGGUGCGACAGGUGAAUCUGUACGCGCCCGAGAUCUACGUUCAUCAGCUGCCCGACAUCGUGGAGAACUCGAACGCCGACAUUUACGCGAUCGUGCGGGUUAUCGAUCGCGACGAGGGUGUGCACGGGCAAAUCGCGAGUCUCGAGAUCGUGGGCGGAGACCCGGCCGGUCACUUCAGGGUGCGCCCGGUCGGCGUGCCUCGUUCCGGCGAGUACAAUAUCGAGGUGCUUCACCUGCUCGAUCGCGAAACCGCGCUCCAAGGUUAUAAUCUCACUCUGCGCGCGAUGGACCGCGGGGUCCCGCAGAGAUAUAGCUACAAAUUCGUACCGGUGCAUCUGACCGACGUGAACGAUAACGCGCCGGUGUUCAGCCGCGAGAUUUACGAGGUCAAGGUCCCGGAAACGGCGCCCGUCAACACGCCGGUGAUCAGACUGAAGGUCACAGACGCGGACGAGGGUAGAAACGCGUUGGUCUAUCUCGAGAUAGUGGGCGGCAACGAGGGUGGCGAGUUUUACGUGAACGCCGAGACCGGUAUGCUGUACACCGCCGUCGAGCUGGAUGCGGAGAAGAAGGCCUUUUACACGCUCACGGUAUCGGCGAUCGAUCAGGGUAACGCGGGCACCAGAAAGCAAUCCUCGGCCAAGGUGAAGAUCAAUGUGGUCGAUACCAACGACAAUGAUCCGAUCUUCGAUCAGCCGGAAAUGGAGGUGUGGGUGGACGAGAACGAACCUGCCGGCACGUCCGUCGUACGAGUGACAGCGAAAGAUCGCGAUUCCGGGGAGAACGCCUACAUAUCUUACAGUAUCGACAACUUGAAGAUGGUGCCGUUCGAGAUCGAUCAUUUUUCCGGUAUCGUCAAGACGAAACAGGUGCUCGAUUACGAGACCAUGAAACGGGAGUAUCUGCUACAUGUGCGAGCGAGCGAUUGGGGUCUGCCUUAUCGGCGACAGGCGGAGAUGCAACUGCGGGUGAAGCUGCGCGACGUGAACGACAAUCGACCGCAAUUCGAGAGGAUCGACUGUAUCGGUCACGUGCCGCGAUACGUGACAAUCGGCUCCGAGAUUAUCACCGUGUCCGCGAUCGACUUCGACGCCGGGAACAUCGUCAGUUAUCGGAUAGUCUCCGGUAAUGCGGAUGGUUGCUUCGCUCUCGACUCCGCCAGCGGCGUCUUGUCGGUCGCCUGCGAUCUGUCGGACAUCAAGGCCACCGAGAGGAUCAUCAACGUUACCGCCACCGACGGCACGCAUUUCGCCGACGUCAAUCCCGUGCACAUGCAUCUCGUGAACGCCAAACGGAAUCUCGGCUCGCAAGCGAGGAUUCUCACGGACGAGACCGGCGCUUUCGAGUGCCACGACACCGGCGUCGCUCGUAGACUGACGGACGCGAUCGCUUCCGCGGAGAGGAACAACAUGCCGUCGCGGAACGACGAGUACACCCUGAUACCGAGUCGUUACGGCGAGAACGUGCACGCGCCCGAGUUCAUUGAUUUCCCGAGCGAGAUACGGGUCAACGAGUCGCUCAAGCUCGGCACGACUCUCGUGCGAAUACGCGCCCGCGAUCGCGACCUUGAUUACAACGGCAAACUCGUCUUCGUCAUCUCCAGCGGGGACCGCGAUUCCGUCUUCGGCAUCGAUCCGGACACCGGUGACCUCAACACGAUCGGUUAUCUGGAUCGCGAACGAGAGAGCGAGUAUUAUCUGAAUAUAAGCGUGUUCGAUCUCGGCAAGCCGCAAAAGUCUGCCUCGAAGAUGCUGCCGGUAAUCAUCCUCGAUGUCAACGACAACGCGCCCAGGUUCGAGAAGUCCCUGGCGAGCUUCAGGAUCUCCGAGACCGCGCUAAAUGGCACGAACGUGUGGCGCGCCAACGCCACCGAUGCCGAUCUCGGCGAUAACGCGCGUGUCACCUAUUCCCUCGUGACGGAGACCAAUGACUUUCGCGUGGAUCCCGUGACGGGUAUACUGAGCGUCUUCGGGAAGCUCGACAGGGAACGGCAAGAGAUAUACGAGCUGAGGAUUCGCGCGCGCGAUAACGGCGGCAAGGAUUCUAAUAACCCGUCUCUGUACUCGGACGCGUUGGUCAGGGUGACGGUCGACGAUGUCAACGAUAACGCGCCCACCUUCGCUCUGUCGACUUACAACGUCAAGAUUCGCGAGGACGUGCCGGUGUGGACCGUCGUAGCCGUCGUGGACGCCACCGAUCCCGACGAAGGCGCGGGCGGCGACGUGGAGUACUUUUUAUCGGACGCUAUGGAAAGCGAGGGCUUCUUCAAGGUCGACAAGAUUUCCGGAACGGUGAGAACAACUCAGAGCUUGGACUUUGAAGAGCGUCAGGCGCACACGCUGACGAUAGUCGCGCGCGAUCGCGGUGAACCGUCCUUGUCCUCCGAGACGUUGCUCGUGAUCGAAGUGAUUGACGUGAACGAGAACCUUUAUCCGCCGGUCUUCGACGACUUUGUCGUGUCCGCGAGUGUCUUCGAGAACCAACCAGUCGGCACCCUCGUCACCACGGUUCGAGCGAAGGAUGCGGAUCCACCAGGCGGAGAUUCCAAGAUUGGCUACAGCAUCCGAGGAGGCGACGGCGUCGGCAUCUUCUCCAUCGACGAGGAAGGAAACAUCAGGACCAAAGUAGUGCUCGACGUCGAGACAAAGAGGGGAUACUGGUUGACGGUGUAUGCCCAGGAUCACGGAGUGGUUCCGCUGAGCUCGAGUCUACAAGUUUACGUGGAGGUGCUGGACGAGAACGAUAACACGCCGCUGACCGAACUUCCGGUGUACUAUCCCUCCGUGGCGGAGAACUCGCCCGCCGGCGUGAGCGUCCUGCAGAUCCGCGCCUUUGAUCACGACGUCUCGCCCCAGCAAUUCGUCUUCACCAUCAGCAGCGGCAAUCCGGAGGGUUAUUUUCUCAUCAACUCCACCACCGGUCUCAUCAGCACCAGCGGCAGGAAGCUCGACCGCGAGAAUCAAGCGGAACACGUGUUGGAGGUGACAGUAAGGGACGACGGUAGACCUCCUUUAUCGUCGACCACGAGAGUCGUCAUCGAGGUUGCGGACGUCAACGAUCAUGGACCUGAAUUCGAGGCAAAAUUCUACACGGUCCAGAUUCCAGCGUCGCCGGCGACCGACAAGCCGCUCUUCCAGAAAUCGAAGAACCGCUCGCGGGAGUUCGACCUUUCGAGCGAUACGUUACUAGAGAACGGGACUUGGGAGACAUUUAGCCCCGACACCCUGUCAGGAGAUCGUAUCUUCAGGGUUCUUGCAUACGAUCAAGAUAUCGGGGAAAACGGAAGAAUCCAGUAUAGCAUCAAGGGCGGUCGAGGAAAGGGCAAGUUUAAAAUUCAUCCCAGCACGGGCAUGGUGUACUCCCAGCGUGGAUUCGAGGCUGGUCAAGAAUACGAAAUGAUGAUACGAGCGGCCGAUCACGGAGAACCCCCGCGUAGUCAUCAGACUCGAGUUUCCGUUCAAGUCGUAGAUGCACCAAAGGAAUCGGAGAACCCUCCGGCGUUCAAGACAAAUAAUCAAAGCGUGCAAGUCACGGAAAGCGAUCAGGCGGGCUUUUUGGUCGCGCUUAUGCAAGCCAGCGACAAGGAUGGGGAUUCUUUGUGGUACGAUAUUUUAGACGGCGACAAGCGCGAUGAGUUCUUCAUCGGCCGCGACAACGGAAACGUGCUGCUGGCGAAGAGGCUGGACUGGGAGACACAGAACUUUUACAAUCUCACGAUCGGUGUAACGGACGGGGUGCACACAGCGCUGACGCAGCUACUCGUUACUGUGAUCGACAUCAAUGAUCACCGGCCGGAAUUCACCGAGAGCACGUAUCACGUCGACAUUUCCGAGAAUGUCGAGGAGGGCGAGAGAAUCCUGCAGCUACACGCGACCGACGAGGACGAGGACAAAAAGGUCUUCUACAGCCUGCACGCGGCCCAGACCCAGGCCUCGCUCGAGAUCUUUCAUGUGGACUCGGUUCUGGGCUCGAUUACCCUGAAGAAACCGCUCGAUCGCGAGACGAUCGAGGAGCACGUGCUAACGGUGAUGGUUAAGGAUCAGGGCACCCCGGCCAAGCGCAAUUACGCCCGGGUGAUCGUCACCGUGCACGAUCACAACGAUCACCAGCCCGAGUUCAUCAGCGAGAUUAUUCAAGGCAAGGUGUACGAGACGUCGCCGAUCGGCACUGCAGUGGUUCAGAUGUGCGCGAUCGAUCGCGAUCGCGGCGAGAACGCCAGGAUCACCUACUCGAUUACUUCCGGCAACGUCGGCAACGCGUUCUCCAUCGAUCCGGAUCUCGGUUUCAUCCGCGUCGCGCGCGAACUCGACCUCGGCAUCUCCUCAGAAUACAUACUUCUCGUGAAAGCGAUCGAUCACGGGUCUCCCGCGUUAACCAACUCGGUACCGGUUCACGUGAUGGUGACGAUGGCCGACAACGCGCCGCCGCGAUUCACCCAGAAGGAACUGUCCGCGGAGAUAUAUGAGAAUCAGCAGCUGGGUACGUAUGUGAAGCACGUGGAGGCGAGGAGCACGUCGUCCAUGCAGUUCGAGAUUGUGCGCGGUAAUCGCGACGACACGUUUUUCGUGAAUCCAAGCACCGGCGUGAUCGUCAUCAAGAAUCAGCUGGACUACGAGAAAACCAAGUUCUACAAUCUGACGAUGUCGGCGACAAACAUGGCUGGCGCGUCGGCCAUGUGCAACGUCAUCGUUCACGUGCUCGACAGGAACGACAACGCGCCGCGAUUCCUGCAGGCGCUCUACAGCGGCGAGAUCAGCGAAGGCGCCAGUAUCGGUUCCCUCGUCCUCACCAACACCAGCGCUCCGCUGGUCAUCAAGGCCGAGGAUGCGGAUUCCGAAUUGAACGCGUUGCUCAAUUACGACAUCGUCGAGGAUCUACCGCGAAAAUACUUCCACAUAGACUCCAGCACCGGCGCCAUUCGCACGGUCAUGCUGCUCGAUCACGAGACCAUACCAAUGUUUUCGUUCCACGUGAAGGUCUCGGAUCUCGGCAAGCCGAAACUCUCGUCCGAUACCACCGCCAAGGUGAUGAUAACCGUGACGGAUGUCAACGAUUGUCCGCCCAGAUUCUCCAAGACCGAUUACAACGUCACGCUUCUGAUGCCGACGUACAAGAACGUCGCCGUCAUUCGAGUGAACGCCGUGGAUCCCGACAGCUCUGAGGGAACCGCAUUAAGAUACGACAUCAUUGACGGGAAUAAGGCUCACACAUUCAAUAUAGAUGCUCAGAGCGGUAUCAUUACGGUUAAUAAUCCGGAACGUAUGAAGAGAAGCUAUCUCCUUCACGUGCGAGUGUCAGACGGCAAGUACUCGAGCGUGGCGCAGGUGAACGUGAUGGUGGAGAAGUCGGAGAAUUCCGGUUUGAUCUUCCAGAAGAACGUCUACGAGGGUGCCAUCAUGGAGAAUUCCACGAAAAUUACGACCGUAGUGGUGGUAAAUGUUCUUGGUAGCUCGUUGAACGAGCACAUUGUCUUCAGCAUUCUUAAUCCCACCGACAUGUUCGUAAUCGGGCCGACUUCCGGCGCGAUCAGAACCACCGGCGUGCGAUUCGAUCGGGAGGUGUGUGAUCAUUAUGAAUUAAUCGUCGAGGCGAAGAGUCACCCACCGGACCGGGAGAAGCCGAGGGUGGCUCACGUUAUAGUGAACGUCACCAUACUCGACAUCAAUGAUAAUUGUCCAAUGUUUGUUAAUCUACCCUACUACGCUGUCGUGUCCGUUGAUGCUCAAAAAGGCGAAGUCAUUACAAAGGUUCACGCAGUUGACAUGGAUAGCGGCGAUAACGGUGAGGUGAGAUACGAAUUGAAGAAAGGUCACGGAGAGCUAUUCAAGGUGUGUCGAAAGACGGGUGAGAUAUCGUUGAAGCAAAAUCUCGAAGGUCACAAUCGCGAGUAUCAGCUUACAAUCGCCGCGUACGACGGCGGAAUAACGCCGUGCUCCAUUGAAGUGCCAGUCAACGUGAAGGUGAUAGAUCGCUCGAUGCCGGUAUUUGACAAGCAAUUCUACACGGAUAGCGUGUUCGAAAGUAUAGAAGUACAUUCACCUCUGGCGUUAUCCAUUCAAGCUGAGUCACCUUUGAAUCGCAAACUCAUAUACAGCAUUACUAAGGGCAAUGAUUUUGAGGAGUUUGCUCUGGAUUUCAACACGGCCCCUGACAGUAACAAUGGUCCUUGUGUAAUCUAUGUGGUGGAUGAGCUGGAUUAUGAGCAAAAGAAGCAGUACGAACUGACAGUACGCGCCACCGACAGUGUGUCAGGCGUCUACGCCGAGGUGCUCGUCAGCAUUCUCGUCCUGGACGUAAACGACUGUCCGCCUGAAUUCACGCAAGACUCUUACAACAUCUCGGUGUCGGAAGCUGCGCCGUUCGGCACCUCCGUCCUGCGAGUGACUUCGAGGGACAACGACACGGGCGUAAAUCAACAAGUCCGUUACGCCAUUCAAAACGACACGGAGAACAGCACGGAUCUCUUCCACAUCGAUCCCGACGAGGGUGUGAUAUUUCUCAAGAGAUCCUUGGACCACGAGACUCACGAGUCCCAUCAUUUCACGGUGAUCGCCAUGGAUCGUGGUAUGCCAAGUUUGUCGAGCACGGCACACGUCUGGGUAAGCGUGAUCGACAUGAACGACAAUCCGCCAAAGUUUGAGCAACCUUCGUACACCUGUUCUCUAUCGGAGCACGCCGAGCGCGGUCAAUUCGUGACGGUGGUGUCGGCCAGCGAUCCGGAUUACGUCGAUGAGAAACUGACGUAUACUAUCGUGGGCGGUAAUGAACAGCAAACCUACAACAUUGGCCAGUCGACUGGCAUCAUCUCGUUGAUAAACAUGCAGAACUUUGGCGAACAGAAACUCAGCAUGCUCAAUGUUUCCGUCACCGAUAGUGUCUAUACCAGCUUCACCCGUGUCAAGAUCGAGAUCCUGCCGGCAAACAGGCAUAAUCCAAAGUUCCCGAAUCCGGUGGUCGAGGUGACUGUUCUGGAGAACCAGCUACCUGGUAGACUGGUCACUAGCGUAAUCGCCGAGGACGAGGACUUUGGCGAGUACGGCGCGAUCACGUACGCAAUAAUGUCGGAUAUGAUGAAGGAGAUAUUCGACAUAAACAAACUCACCGGCGAAAUCGUAACUCGCAAAAAGCUCGAUCGAGAGGAGCAAAAGCGCUACGAAAUACCAGUCAUGGCGAUGGACGGUGGAGGUAGAGUCGGAUUCGUCAUGGUACGCGUCAAGGUAGGUGACGAGAACGACAAUCCACCGGUGUUCCUCCUCAGAGAGUACAAAGCGACCAUUCAAGCCAACUUGUCCAUAAAUACAUCGUUCCUAAAAGUCAAAGCGCAGGACGCGGACGAGGACGAAGCGGCCAAAAUUGUUUAUUCCAUCUACGAUUUGCAAACAUCACCAGCUAAAACUCUGUUCGGCAUAAAUCCCGACACGGGAACUCUCUAUUUACAGAAGAGCGCUAUCCCGUGGGAAAAUCAAUUGUUCGAGCUCUUCAUUCGCGCGGAAGAUAAAGGUACGACUACACAUCACGCCGAUGUACCACUCAGCAUCUAUAUAAUGGGUCCCCAAGAUAUCCCUCCUCUGUUUGAGCGAAAAGAAGAUAAAUUCUUCGUAAGGGAAGACUCUUCUGUCGGCACGCCGAUUACGAAACUCAAAACUGUCACCAACAGCACCGUGACGUAUCGCAUAGUAUCGGGUGACGAGGACAACCCGCUCUUCGCGAUUGAUUCUCACGGCCAAAUCACUUUGGCGAGACCAUUGGAUAGGGAACUGAAGGACAAUCACUUGAUCGGUAUCCUUGCCGAGACCGAUUCCAGCCCGCCACUCACGGCACUCGCGGAGAUCUCUCUUCAGGUGUUGGAUGAGAAUGAUCACGCACCAAAAUUCGAGAGUAAUCCGUACGCGAUUAGUUUGGCCGAAAAUAUCGAGGAAGGAACGUUUAUAUUAAAAGUUAUCGCACACGACAAGGAUCUCGGUAGUAAUGGCGAAGUGCGUUACUCCUUUGGAUCGGACAUAGGGGAAUUGGCAAAUGUUUUUACAGUAGACCCCUAUACCGGUUGGAUAUCGACGUUGGUGCAACUCGAUAAGGAAAAGCAACCGGAAUAUAAAUUUCAGGUUGUCGCCACUGACAAUGGAAGUCCAAAACACUUUGCGAGGACAUCGGUGCACGUCAAACUGAAGGAUUAUAACGAUAACGCCCCCGCAUUUGUCAACGAUCGUUACGAGGCCACGGUGAACGAGGACGCUCUACCGGGAACGGUUGUAGUGAAGCUGAUCACCGUUGAUAAAGAUUCGGACGUCAAUACGCCGAUAGAAUUUUAUAUAACGUCCGGUGAUCCUAGAUCGCAAUUUCAAAUCAGGUCUACCGGUGAAGUGUACGUGGCGAAAUCCUUGGACAGAGAAACCAUCGAUCGUUACGAGCUCGAGAUUAUUGGUACCGACGGAAAGUUCGUCUUUGAGACAAAAGUAACGGUGCAAGUUUUAGACGUCAAUGACAACCCGCCGUAUUGUCUACGAUAUCGUUACAGAGAGAUACUUUCCGAAGGUUCACAUCCCGGCACUUAUGUUCUGACCGUGUUAGCCACUGAUUACGACGAUGAGCCGAACGCUAAACUACGAUUCUAUUUAACCGGUGACAAUAAUGACAAGUUCUCGUUAGAUAAGGAAACAGGCGUGUUGAAAACCAAUGGACAGCUCGACCGGGAGACCCAAGCCAAAUAUUCCCUGAUGGCUCACGUGCAGGAUCGAGACAAGCCGACCUGGGAGUGCUCAUCACAAUUGGAGAUUCUCAUUUCCGAUCUCAAUGACAACGCGCCGAAAUUCACUAUGCAGACGUACAGCAGCACCUUGCCCGAGGACGUGGAAAUCGGUACGCUGGUGACGAAGGUGCACGCUACAGAUGACGACAUCGGUAUUAAUCGGAAAAUCAGAUACGAAUUUAUCGACUCGGCGGACGGUCAUUUUCUCAUCGCGGCGGACAGCGGGAUAGUCACUCUGGCUAAACCGUUGGACAGAGAGACCAAGGCCAUGUACAAUGUAACAAUUCAAGCACUAGAUCAGGGCACCCCACAGUUGAUGGGUGUCGCCUCGCUCAUUGUUAACGUGCAGGACAUCAAUGACAAUCCGCCGGAGUUCGCUUCUAAGAUUUAUUUCGCAAAAGUGCCUGAAAUUUACGCGGUCGGUACCGAGGUGGCUCGAGUACUUGCUACUUCCAAGGAUACGGGAAUUAAUGCCGAUAUAUAUUACUCGAUUGUCGGCGGCAAUGAACACAAGAAAUUCCAGAUAAACACGAAAAUGGGCGUUGUAACUAUCGCCGAACAGUUGGACUACGAACGGGCUCGCGAUUACUUCCUCACUAUUCAAGCUGUCGACGGAGGUAUUCCUCCGUUGAGUAAUCACGCCUCUGUCAACAUCACUGUUACUGACAGCAACGACAACGCGCCGAGCUUCACCGAGGUUUCAUACAGAGCUUUCGUGAGGGAAGACGCGAAAAUUGGAGACAAGGUUACACAAGUACGCGCAAACGAUUUGGACAGCGAGGAAAACGGCAAUAUAUCGUAUUUCAUAGAACGGGGUGACAGACAGAAACAGUUCUCCAUGGACAGAAAAACCGGACAAAUAACUGUUGCUGGGCCAUUAGACCGAGAAGAAGUCGCGAGCUACGUAUUGGAAGUUCAUGCGCGAGAUAAUGGCAUACCAAUGCUCUCCAGCUUCGUGAUGGUGAACAUCGAGAUUUUGGACGCGAAUGACAAUCCGCCAUUGUUCUCCAUGCCGAAUUACACCGCUAUAGUGCAGGAGGAUAAACCACUUGGCCAUACGGUUCUGCAAUUCGUGGUCACUGACGCGGAUAUCGAGCCGAAUGCUGAACCAUACACCUUUGAUUUUCGCUCUGGAAACGAGGGCGACGCUUUCCGACUGGAGCAGGACGGCACUUUGCGAACGGCUACCAAGUUCAAUAAUAGAGUGAAGGAUAAAUACGUGCUGCACGUUCGGGUAUUUGAUAAUGGCAGUCCGCCGUUGUACUCGGACGCGUGGGUCGUGAUCAAGGUAAUCGAGGAAUCGCAAUAUCCGCCGGUAAUUACACCCCUCGAGGUAAUUGUCAAUUCUUACAAGGAUGAGUAUCCCGGCGGUAUCAUCGGAAAAAUCCAUGCGACCGAUCAAGAUCAAUAUGACACCCUACUUUUUAGUUUGGUACCGUCUUUGCCGAUCCCGAAUACGAAUCUUUUCCAAAUAGACAAGAUUGACGGUACAUUGAUGGCCUUACCUAGACUCGACGUGGGCGAAUAUAGAAUAAAUGUCAGCGUGACGGAUGGUAAAUUUCACUCGUACUCUAUCGCGAAGGUCAACGUCGACCUAGUGACUGAGAAGGUGCUCGAGAAUUCGGUGAUUGUGAGAUUCCGUGAGGUCAGCCCGGAAGACUUCAUGCUGAGCCAUCGCAAGGGCUUUGUUAGAACCGUCCGCAACGCGAUGAAUUGCCGGCUCAAGGACAUCGUCAUCAUCAGCGUGCAACCAUCGAUUGAUGAGGCGAAUCUGAUCAAAUCGCGGGCGAUUCGCCAGGCGGUGCACAACGAUCUCGAUCUUCUAUUUGCCGUGAAAAAGGCAGCGAGUCCCAUAGGUUCAUUGGGCUUCUACGCUUCGGAAAGCAUACGCGAGGCACUGAAUCAACAUGUGGAAGAACUGGAGGAGUCGACGAAAUUGGUCGUCGAGGAGAUCGUUCGUUCCAAGUGCAACAAAGGCUAUUGCUUUUACGGCGAGUGCCAAGACAAGAUCACUCUCGAGUCCGCGCAAAUCACGCCCGUGUCCACCGACGUGAUGAGCUUUGUAUCACCACGACACAAACACAAAAUGGAAUGUAUUUGCAAGGAAGGCUACGCCGGCAAUCAUUGCGAAGUAGUGGUCAACGAGUGCGCCAGGGAUCCUUGCCCUCUAUUCAAGGUCUGCGUACCGGACUCGUCCGUGCAAGGAUAUUCAUGUCAAUGUCCCGAGGGAUUCGCCGGUCAGAUCUGCGACAUCGACAUCUCCAAGUGCCACGACGAAUCGUGCUACAUCCCGCGAAAUCCGAUAUCCUUCAGCGGCAAGAGCUACGCGCAUUACAGAAUCGACAAGGCGCUGAUACGGCAAACCAUCGAAGAUCGUUUAAGUCUAUCCUUGAGAAUCCGUACGGUGCAGCCCACCGGCAAUCUGAUGUACGCGGCCGGCAAGAUAGACUACAAUAUUCUAGAGAUCGUUAACGGCGUCGUGCAAUAUAAAUUCGAUUUGGGUAGCGGCGAGGGAUUGGUCAGGGUGAGCAGCGUGUACGUGAGCGAUGGACAGUGGCACGAGAUCCAACUAGAACGAGAGAGCAACGGUGCCCGACUCACCGUCGAUGGUAAACACAUUGCUCAUGGCUCCGCACCUGGGAUCAACGACAUCCUGAAUUUGCAAUCGGACGAUUUGUAUCUGGGCGCCGAGGUACGUCAGCAUCCGUCUAUCAUCGGCUUCGAGGACGUGCAACGCGGUUUCAUCGGCUGCAUGGACGACGUCAGGAUUGCCCGGGUGUCCGUGCCGCUGCACAUGAGUGGCGCCAGCAGCGUCGCGAUCUUCAAGGGUUUCAAGGGACAGGUCAAGUUCAGCUGCGACACAGCGACCAUCCUGAUGCCACCAGGUGUCUGCGGGUCGCAGCCCUGUCAGAACGGCGGUACCUGCAAAGACAUGGGCGGCGACAGUUACGAGUGCCAGUGUCACAGUCGAUUCACCGGUAUCGCCUGCGAAAUCGACACGGAUCCAUGCGCCUCGUCGCCCUGCCUCUACGGCGGCCGUUGUAAGAUCCUGCCGGAUGACGGCGACUACGUCUGCGAGUGCGUCGGGCCGAAUCUCAGCGGUAAACGCUGCGAAUACGGCAGAUAUUGCAAUCCGAAUCCGUGCAUCCACGGUGGCGUGUGCGAGGAAGGUAACAGCGGUCCGAUCUGCAAAUGUCAAGGUUUCACUGGCGAACGUUGCGAGACCGACGUCAACGAGUGCGACGCGAAGCCGUGCACGAACGGCGGCACCUGCAUCAACGAGAUCGGCACGUAUCGGUGCAUCUGUCCGCCGAACAUGACCGGUUUGAAUUGCGGCAAUCCGGCUUUCUCCACGCCCAUCAUAUCCAGUCACUUCAACAUCACGUGGCAGCAUCUCAUGUAUCUCGGCAUCGGGCUGUUAGCCAAUAUAGUGAUCGUCAUCGCAGUUUUCACCUGUCGGCGGAUGAAAAUGAAACGCACUAGAGCGCGCGCCAACAACAUCAACAACGAGACGCGGAAGCAGAUCGUCUUGAACUCCGCGAGACCGCACGAGCACGAGUUCAAGCGCAGUUCGAAGCUAAGCAAUCUAGAAGUCAUACAGAGAGAACCUCCCCAAUGCCCUCCCAGACCCGCCUCCUACACCCCCAGCUCCAACAACGAACCAGUCGCGUAUGGUAACUCGGCGGCGGUGGCUCUAAAUAACUUGGACACCCUGCGCAGCUACGGUAGCGCGGGCGACGAGCUAGAGAACUUUCCGCCGGAUUACCUACGUAAUCUUAAUCGCAGUACCCCUGUACCACCUCCGUCCUUAACCCUCGCUAACCCAGUCGGUGGGAACGCAGCUGGCAGCGACACGGACAGUCUUCACAAGCCCACUUGGCAAGAGCAGAUGCAGCUAGCCUCCUUCAUAACCGACACCGCCAAGAUCAAGAAUGACCUGAAACGAGCGAGCCCAGUGGUACCAGAGCUGACCACUGGAGGACUUCUACUAAACUCUUCUCGACGGGCGCCCCAUGCGGUUGGAUCUUCCGUCGUCUCUGUCACGUCCAUCGAGGAUGAUCCCCGCAUCGUCGGCGGGUAUCACUGGGACUGUUCAGACUGGGUCAGACGAAGUCAGAAUCCUUUACCCAAUAUCACGGAGGUACCCGGCAGCGAAGUGCCGGACUCGUCCAGUUUUCACAGCAAUGAGAGUAACGAAUCUAAUACUCAUCAGUUGCCAACAAUACACGGUCCGAUAGAUCCAACGAGGGACAUCGAAACCCUGAACGAGGAUCAGGAAUCUGAAUACGUCGGCGAUUCCGAAUGCGGGACCGAGUUCUCGGAGCAGUAUCACUGCGCGGAGACGCAACGUCUCAAUCCCCUGGAUAGCGGCGGCGAAGGGGAGUACAAGUACAAGAGCUCCGAGAGCUAUCUGCGUCAUCCGAAUUCGUAUCUACCACACUACAAUAUCCAUACCGACACCGAGAACGAGACGAAUCCGCUAAACGGCCGUCUCAGCACUCUCGAGUCCGACGAAGAAGACGACGUAGUGCCUUAUGGUUUUCCAAGCACCCGCAACCGUAACCGAUGCCACAAGGUGGUCGAGGACGACGAGAUCGGUUCCGUCAUCACCACGUUGGAGGAGAGAAACUCGCUAUUGGGCGGCGCGACGAGCAACAGCGAUCUCUCCACGAAUCUGUGCGAGAUCGACGAUUCCGAGUACGAGAUCGCGGAUCAGAAGAGCAACGGGCGCCUGUGGCUGUCAGGGAACGGCAUCACGCAGACCUCGGUGUGACAAAUCAAGUUAAACGAGGAUAGACUCGAGCGUGCGGGAGCGUGUUUCUCUGUGCUUCUACGAUCGAGACACGCGGAUGUCUGUGAAUACGCAAUUUUGUACAUAAGUGUUAUAUCGCCGAUAAGAUAUAAGACAGUCUGUACAGGCAGCUCUAUGAAUAAAUAAGGUACCGGUAUGCGAGCGAAAUCGACGGCGGUGUAUUUCGACACAUAUACAGUAUAUCGUCGCGAAAGGAUAUCACGCCUGAAAAAUCUCCCUCCUAUACAGGUAGAGUUCAAGCAUCAGCGUACUUAAUCCUGCAAACUAAUCAUGAGGAUAGUCGUUAUACGUCUUACACUCGCUGUAGCAGUGCGUGCAUUACGUCAUAUCGAACAUCUGAUUUUUAUUUUAUUCAUUUUUUAUAUUUUGACUUUAUCAGAUACACG